Molecule: messenger RNA, 779 nt
Organism: Sturnus vulgaris (Common starling)
Lineage: Eukaryota; Metazoa; Chordata; Aves; Passeriformes; Sturnidae
Gene: MANF
Product: mesencephalic astrocyte derived neurotrophic factor
Biological process (GO): dopaminergic neuron differentiation; neuron projection development
Cellular component (GO): endoplasmic reticulum
Source: RefSeq, a predicted model, not a curated record
GGCGGCGGGGGCAGCCGGCGUGGGGUGGUGGUGCCGGUGGUGCCGGUGCGGCGGGCGCUGCCGGGCGAGGCGGGAUGCGGGCGGCCCACGGGCUUUGCGCGGCGCUGGCCCUGCUCUUGCUGCCGGCCGGUGGCCGAGCGCUGCGCGAAGGGGACUGCGAGGUGUGUGUCACAUUCCUGGGAAGGUUCUACCAGAGUCUAAAGGACAACGACAUUGAAUUCACACCUUCCAGUAUUGAAAAGGAGCUCCUGAAAUCCUGCAAAGAAGCAAAGGGCAAAGAGAACCGCCUGUGCUAUUAUGUUGGGGCCACAAGUGAUGCAGCCACUAAAAUCAUUAAUGAGGUAUCAAAGCCCAUGAGUCACCACAUCCCUGUGGAAAAGAUCUGUGAGAAGCUGAAGAAGAAAGACAGUCAGAUCUGUGAACUAAAAUACGACAAGCAGAUCGACCUCAGCACGGCCGACCUGCGCAAGCUGCGCGUCAAGGAGCUGCGGCGGAUCCUGGAUGACUGGGGCGAGGUGUGCAAGGGCUGUGCCGAGAAGUCCGACUUCAUCCGCAGGAUCCACGAACUGAUGCCCAAGUACGCUCCGAGGGCGGCCGGCGCCCGGACAGACCUCUGAGGGCCGAGACCGGGGCCACCCUGGGGCGAUCCCGGGGCUCUGAGGGGCGAGACCGGGCUGCGAGGGGACUGUGAGGGGCGACCUCGAGGCUCUGAGGGGCGACGCCGGCCCCGCGCUUUGUACGGGACUUUCAUUAAAGUUCGCCGGUGUGUACCGGGCGGA